ACAUUCUACAGACAGCUUUCAACAUGUGGACUACUCUCACAGUUUCUCUCAGGACAACCUGCAUGUCUUCCCUCUCAGCCUGUCGAGGCCGUGGAGGGAGGAUCUGCGACUCUUCGGUGUCGUCUGGACGAACCCAUCGACCUGUCCUCUGAAAUAGUGGAAUGGAAUAGAGGGAACGGUCACGUUCAUGUUCAUCGAGGUCAACACAACGACCCUGACCCCCAGAUGCUUCAGUACAGAGACAGAACCACUCUGAAUCAUGGAGACCUGACCACAGGAGUCGUGACUCUGACCAUCUCCAACAUAUCUCUGUCUGACAAUGGAUCUUAUGAAGUCUAUCUCCCAAAGCUGAAGGUCACAUGUUUGACUCACCUCACCGUCGCACUGCCUCUUGCAUGUCUUCCCUCUCAGCCUGUCGAGGCCGUGGAGGGAGGAUCAGCGACUCUUCAGUGUCGUCUGGACCCCCCCAUCGACCUGUCCUCUACAACAGUGGAAUGGAAUAGAGGACACACCCGUUACGUUCAUGUUUAUCGAAGUCGGCGCGACGACCCUGAUUCCCAGAUGCUUCAGUACAGAGACAGAACCACUCUGAAUCAUGGAGACCUGACCAGAGGAGUCCUGACUCUGACCAUCUCCAACGUAUCUCUGUCUAACAAUGGACCUUAUGAAGUCUAUCUCCCACAGCUGGGGGUCAGAUGUUCGACUCACCUCACCGUCGUAACAAAGGAGCAAGAGAACCAGACCAAGAGGAACGACUCCAGCACAACCUCACCUCCAGCUGGAGAGAGAAAUGAUGCUUCAAACAGAGAGGCUGGUCGUGCUGCUAUCAUUCUCACAGUUCUCCUGAUUCUCUGCGUUCUCGUUGUUCUGCUGGUUCUGAAGAGUGGGAAGAUCCAGGGAUGGAUGGAGACGCUCAGAGGAGGGAAGGACAGACAAACAGACGGUGGGGAAUGAAUGCGAAAAUAAAAAUCUGAACACGGACGCAGAAACUGGAGACCUGUAGAGAAACGGGUCAGAAACCUCUGUCUGAUAGUUACCCGCUGCUAAAUGUUCAAUUUUCCUGCUGAAAACUAACCAGAUAGAUAUUAUAUCCUCUCUGCUGGCAGAGGUACAAAUAUACAGGAUUAAAAACAAUGGGACCAAUAAAAGGGUCAUUCCUGAAAUGCAGGACAUUUUUGGUCCCACCUACGAAAUGUCAAAUAAUCCUUGCCUGAAAAAAAGGAAUUUAUUUCCAACCCUGUUACUAUAAUAAGAGUAAUUAGAGUUAAAGGGUAGCAUUUCCUGCAGUUCAGUGUAUUACCUUUAGUCAGAUGUAAUGUUUACGUGUAAUUUAGCAUAAUCUACCUGCUUUACAUGAAUCUUAUUUUCCCAGAUUAUGAAUUGCCUUUUUUUAUCGGCACCAGGGAGCCUGAGCAUGUUCAGUUUGCAACAACUAACAAUAUAUCUGAACAGUUACCUCAAAAUGAACAAAACGUUUAAGUUAUAUUUAGAUCAAGAGUUUAAUAGACAUUUAAAAAUGUAUUUAAAAGUUCUAGCGCACCACUGAGCGCUGAUUAAAAGAAACUAAUAACACAUCCAAUAAGAAGUGAACCUUUGAUGCCUGAGCUGCCUGAAGUGAAAAUAAAUUGAUGAGUAACUUCCUGACAAUCUGGAAAAAAGGGUUCAUUUUUCAAAAGUUCUAAUUCUGGAAUGACCCUAAAGUGAGUUGUGAGUCCUCGGCCCAAAUAUCAUGUUUUCCAUGAGCCUAAAAUGACCAAAUAUCUGUACCUCCACUCAGACUGCAGACAUUCACGUCCUCCUCAGGAACAUCGUUCAAACUGUGACCAAAUACGUGCAGAACUACUGACGUUCCCAUCGAGAUCAGGCCCCCAGGAAGUGCGCCGGACUCUGUGCCCAAAAUUCGUUGUGUCCAAACGGCGGUACUACAACU
This is a messenger RNA of Trematomus bernacchii (emerald rockcod), 1930 nucleotides long. RefSeq names its product butyrophilin-like protein 2. Bases 226 to 954 code for a protein of 242 amino acids. The record is from RefSeq and is a predicted model, not a curated record. NCBI's taxonomy places the organism in Eukaryota, Metazoa, Chordata, Actinopteri, Perciformes, Nototheniidae. The transcript is spliced from 6 exons.